AUGAUCGGUCUUUUGCGGCCACUAGACUUGCGGAAAGAGGGUGUGGCUUCACACGACAAUACACCGGCGCCGGUAUCGCCGGUAUCGCCAGUAUCGUCAGUAUCGAGGCCUCCAGCUAGCCCUGCCGCCAAUCUUCACGCCAUUGUGCUCGCUUUUCGAGCCAUUACAGUGCUCAAAACAGCAAGCACCUCAGCGACUACUCGAAUCAGAAAGACAACCUCUAUUGAUGCGGACAAACACCCCGCGUUACCCCUCCCAAAUGUACAUCCAGUGUAUCAAACCGUUCCUCUUCGCCCCAAUGAGUUCCGCAUUCUCCAUGUGGAGCCAUCCGCUUCAUUCUCGUCGCAAGUUGUGGCCAGGCUCUCCGUGGUUGACUACGAUCCCGAAUCCAAGAGAGUCUCGGCCUCUUACGACGCUCUCUCCUACAGAUGGGGCGACCCCAACGACACCGUUACAAUUAUCGUUAACAACGCAGAGUUGAAGGUGACAAGGAAUUUGUCUAUUGCCCUUCAGAAUCUUCGUCACAGGGACCGAGAGCUUGUCAUCUGGACUGACGCUAUCUGCAUCAAUCAGAUGGACAUAGAAGAGCGACAGGUCCAAGUGACUCUAAUGGGGGCCAUCUACUCAAAGGCAGCCUGUGUACAGAUAUGGCUUGGCGAGGCUGGUCACGAUACCGAAGAGGGUAUGAAUCUCGCCAACAGCUGUGGCGGCACACGUGCAGACACCGCAGAAGUUGUGAAAAAGAUAUGCGCCGAUGGUCGUGGGUCGACUGGAUUGGCAGAGCUCCUCGAGCGGCCAUACUGGAGCAGAAUUUGGAUGUUCCAAGAAAUCCUCCUGUCAGGAAAGGCGCAGGUUCAGUGUGGGCAAUUCAGCACAUCCUUCGGUAACCUCAAGUACCUAGACUUGGUAACCUCCAAGUCAUCCCUGUGGAGAGACCGAAAGAACCCUCCACCCUGGACUAUCCGACUUCGCAAAGCGUUCUUCAACACAGCACAAUUUACCAUCAGUCCAAAGGCUCUCAACAACCUAGAGCGUAUUCUUGUUCUCACAAGACCAUUACAAGCGACCGAGGCGCGUGAUAAGCUCUUCGCCCUCAUGGGUACGUGCGAUAUGGCCCCGUAUCUGUCCGUCGACUACAGCAAGUCGCUCCGCGAUAUCUAUGUCGAGUUCGCCAGGCAUUACGCUCAAAAGACAGGAAGUUUAGCCUUGUUUCUCCUAGCCGGAUCUCAAAAUCCAGAGGAUCAAACCGAUAUUGGUCUUCCUUCAUGGACUCCGGACUUUCGCUCUUCGACGGGGGUCGAUAUCUACACUGGCUACGGUAUCGAAAAUGCAGGUACCUUCAAUGCCACCAAAGGGAAACGCUUCAUGGGAGCGUACUCAAAAGAACACUCAACGGGGGAUGCCGACGGGGUCUUCGUAGCCGAAGGAUAUCUUUUCGACACGAUUCGAACCACAGUCCCAGUCUUGAAAGAUGCGCGGACUCCAAAGGAAUUGUUAUCGGUGCUGCGAUUUGGACAGCUUGAAAGUCGGCCCAUGGUUUCAGGCAAGCCUCAGAUCGAAGCACUGUUCGAGGGUCUCAUUUUCGACACCAAUGGGCACACUGAAGAGGACUCUGAAGCUCGCGCCACCACAAAGCAACAUCAUCGAUUGAAUUACAUGCUUGGGUUCAUGCGAGACUUGGAGACAUACAUGGGCAACGAGCUUCCCAGGAAGAAAGACGGCAAUGUUGACUUCAACGCCCUCUUCGGCUCUAAAGGAGGCAGCGAUCUCCCCUACGUCACCUUCUACGAGUCAAUCAAAAGGACUGAUCCCUCCCAGCUCGAUGUUCAUUACAAAGCAUUCAUGAAGGAGUUUUUGUUGAAAGCAGGACGGGCGUCGAGCAUGUUCGUCUCCAACGACAACAAGCUCGGUCGGUGCAGCGUCGUUGCACGAUCUGGUGAUGUCAUUGCCUUACUUUUCGGAUGUCCUUUUCCUGUGAUUUUGAGGCGGAAAGAGUUGGGAUUCGAGCUUGUCGGUGCUUGUUACAUCAGCGGCAUGAUGUACGGGGAGUUAAUGACCAGCGAGAGUCAUGACUUGGCUGUUCAGGAGAUCCCAUUGAUCUAA
Messenger RNA from Colletotrichum costaricense, 2103 nucleotides. RefSeq names its product ankyrin and HET domain-containing protein. The coding region runs from base 1 to 2103 and encodes 700 amino acids. Lineage: Eukaryota; Fungi; Ascomycota; Sordariomycetes; Glomerellales; Glomerellaceae. The record is from RefSeq and is a predicted model, not a curated record. The transcript has 2 exons.